This is a messenger RNA of Colossoma macropomum (tambaqui), 1406 nucleotides long. Its product is annotated as macrophage mannose receptor 1-like. The record is from RefSeq and is a predicted model, not a curated record. Lineage: Eukaryota; Metazoa; Chordata; Actinopteri; Characiformes; Serrasalmidae. Bases 190 to 1305 code for a protein of 371 amino acids. The transcript is spliced from 6 exons.
AGACUGUCAUGGUAUCUCUCUAGGAAUACUUGUAAAAGAGCUGGAGCGUGGAGAUAUAAAGAGAUACUGUAUAUGAACAUUGUUUGAGUGGAAAAGGAGCAGAAACACAUCACAAGGGUAAAAGAACAGGAAUAUUGGAGAAAGAAGAAAAUUUCCUGUAGGAUUCUUUAGCAUUCAUAUUUAUAGUAAAUGGAUCAGAAAUGGAUUUCAGUCUUCUUCCUUCUCUCAGUUGUCUGUGGUCUGUCUGCAUACGUUCCUCAUCGGUAUCACUUUGUGAAUGAGAGUAAAACCUGGAUAGAAGCUCGGAGCUACUGCAGACAGAUCUACACUGAUCUGGCCACCAUCAACAACAUGGAAGAGAUGAACAAGCUGACUGAAAUUAUAAAAGAUAAAUCUCUUAGGGUCUGGAUUGGACUAGAAAGAGUGGACUGGCAGUGGUUACUGCAGGAUGGAACAGUUUAUAAAGCCAGACUGAUAUAUAGUAACUGGGCAACUGGAGAACCAAAUAAUAAUGAUAAGGAGGUUUGUGUUCUUAUGAAUGAAGAUGGAGAGUGGAAAGAUGAAGAAUGCAGCUAUUCAUCUCCUUUUGUGUGUUUUGAGGGAAAACAAAGUAGACAUGUGUUUAUUAAUGAUGCAAAGAGCUGGCAUGAUGCUCAGAGCUACUGCAGAAAGAAUGACACAGAUCUGGCCAGCGUGAGGAACCAGACAGAAAAUGAUGAAGUAAAGAAGGUAGCCAAUAGAAAAACUGUUUGGAUCGGCCUGUCCAGAGUCUCCUGGAAGUGGUCAGAUGAGAGUUACUCCUCAUUCCGAUACUGGAUGCAAAAGCAGCCAGAUAAUUCUGGUGGAAAAGAGAACUGUGGUGAAAUAGUAAUGACUGAUGAGGGUCGCUGGAAUGAUGCAAAAUGUGAAGAAAAGUUCUCAUUCAUCUGCUAUGAGAAUCAGCUGAUCUUGAUCAAUCAGAAUCUGACCUGGAGAGAAGCUCUGAGAUACUGCAGAGAUCAUCAUGUGGAUCUGGUCUCAGUUCACUCUGAGGAGAUCCAGCUCUGGGUGAAGGAGGUGGCACAGAAAGCCUCCACUGAACAUGUGUGGCUGGGUCUGCGUCACACCUGCACCCUCAGCUUCUGGUUCUGGGUGAGUGGAGAGUCUAUCUGCUACCAGAACUGGGCACCAGGUAACGGGUCCGGAGAAGAAGACUGCAGCUUUGUAGAGAGAACCGGAGCAGUGCAGUCUAGAGGAGGUCAGCAGUGGGUCAGCCUGCCUGAGGACCAGAAACUCAACUUCAUCUGCACCACCUAUGAAGAUUAGUUACUGAAUGCAUGAAGAAUGAAAUCAAGCUGUGGUCCAUCAUCCAUACCCAACAUCAGUGAAGCCACAUUGCUGUUACAUCGAUAUUUGCAUUUCUGAAC